Malaclemys terrapin pileata is the source of this 2150-nucleotide messenger RNA. RefSeq lists its product as uncharacterized. The record is from RefSeq and is a predicted model, not a curated record. Gene Ontology annotation, molecular function: NADP binding; N,N-dimethylaniline monooxygenase activity; flavin adenine dinucleotide binding. Bases 418 to 1788 code for a protein of 456 amino acids. NCBI's taxonomy places the organism in Eukaryota, Metazoa, Chordata, Testudines, Emydidae. The transcript has 6 exons.
AGUCCCCGCCUGGGGCGAAGAGAAUGAGACCACCCCCCGCCCUGUUGUGCUCGUUAGAGACCACCCAGGCAGCUCCCUCCCAGUGUGUCAUCUGGAAACAGGAUUAUCUUUCACUUCCUGACCGUGCUGGGUUCCUGUCUACACAGCUGGGGUGUAAACUACCUAGAAAAUGUGGGGGGAAUUGAAAUAGUUAGUUACUUGCUGAUCAACAUUAAACUUCGUUUAUUUCUUUAAGAAUCAAAUGGGUAUUGUGUAGAAUUUAGUUAGCACCUAACAAAAUCUUGCAUCUGAAGAAGUGAGGUUCUUACCCACGAAAGCUUAUGCUCCCAAUACUUCUGUAUAUACUUCUCAAAGGUGCCACAGGACCCUCUGUUGCUUUUUACAGAUUCAGACUAACAUGGCUAUUAAGGACUGGGAAUGGCUGAGCCAUUACAAACACUGAAUCUAUCUCCCCUUCCGCACUGUAGGAUGACGGCCCCAGGGAAGCUGCGGGUGGCAGUGAUCGGGGCAGGAGCAGCCGGGCUGUGUGCAGCCCGUCACAUCGCUGCCCGCCCCGAGUCCUUUGCGCCCCCCGUGGUGUUCGAGGCGUCCAGCCGCAUCGGGGGCACCUGGGUCUAUACCGAAGAGACAGGGCAGAGACCGGAUGGGCUCCCCGUCCACUCCAGCAUGUACCGGGACCUCAGGACAAACCUGCCCAAGGAGGUGAUGGCGUUCCCAGACUUCCCCUUCGACCCCUCCCUGCCGUCCUUCCUGCACCACUCGGACGUGCUGGCCUAUCUGGAGAGCUACACCGACCACUUCCGCGUCCGAGAGCACGUCAGGUUCUCGUGGCUGGUGGAAGCCGUGAGCCCGACCGAGGGCACCGAGGGCAGCUGGGACGUCACCGCCUGCUGGGCCCAGGACCGGAUGGUGCAGGCGACCGAGCGCUUCGAUGCUGUAAUUGUCUGCAGCGGUCACUACUCUGACCCAUUCGUCCCCCCCAUCCCUGGCCUCGAGACCUUCCCAGGCCGGCUGCUGCACAGCCACGAAUACCGCUGCCCGGAGCCCUUUGCGGGCCGCACCGUGGUGCUGCUGGGGGCCGGCCCGUCCGGCGUGGACCUGACGCUGCAGCUGGCCCCCGUGGCCCAGCGGGUGAUCCUGAGCCACCGGCAGCCCACGCUGUCCGCGCUGCCUGGGAACGUGCUGCAGGCAGCGCCGGCGGUGGGCGUAGCGGGAGACACGGUCCAGUUCGGGGACGGCGCCGAGCACAGGGCCGACGUCCUCAUCCUCUGCACCGGGUACCGUUACCGCUUCCCCUUCCUGUCGCCCGCCCGCCUGGGCCUGCGGAUCACGGACCACACGGUGACGCCGCUGUACCGGCACCUGCUGCCGCCGCACCAUCCCAGUCUCUUCUUCAUCGGGCUCUGCAAGCAGAUCUGCCCCUUCCCACACUUCCACUGCCAGUUGCUCUUCUGCCUGGCGGUGCUGGUGGGCACCUGCUGCCUGCCCUCUGCUGCCGAGAUGCAGGUGGCCGCCGAGGGGCAGCUGCGGCAGCAUCUAGGGGCCGGGGGGGCCCCCAAGCACUUCCACCGGCUGGGAGAGCUGCAGUGGGGUUACUGCCAGGAGCUGGCACGGCUGGGUGGGUUCGAGCCCCUGCUCCCGGUGGUCAGGAAGAUCUACGAGUCCACGCGGGAGAGCCGCAGGCAGGACGUCUCCAGCUACCGGAGCCUCAACUACAGGGUGUUGAGUGCUGAGGAGUGGGAGCUGGUGGGGGCAGACCCCGGGGGGACCCCAGGCAAGGGGAUGUAAUGGUCCCUUUCUACACUUGCUUUGCACAAAGGGGACAGGCCAGAGGGGCUGGGGGCAAUGGAGACGGAGCUCCCGCCCGUGCCUGGCUCCCGGUCUUAGGCGGAGGGUUAGCCGGUGGGUCGUUGUCUGACCCAGCCAGUGCAGCCGGAGCCCCUUCACCAUCGCUGCCUCCAGCCCUGCAUCCUCUGCUCACCCUGGAGGCUGGGGACUUGGCCAGCCUUCCCGCCACAUCCGAGCAGGGAUAAAAUCCCCUGGCGCAUUGGGGCCGGUGGGGAAUCGGCGCCAUUAGCACGAAGAGCCGAAACCUUGGUCCUGGGCGGUUUGAUAGUAAAGAAAUGAGCAAAUAAAGGGUAAAACCUGAA